CUCUAUCCCUCUCCCUUCCUCUCUGUAAAAAAAUCAAUAAAAUAUAUUUUUAAAAAACACACAAACCUGCUGUAGUAAGUCAUGCCUGGGGGCCAUGGAACCAGUUACUGCGGGAGACAUGGUGUGAUCACGCUUACCAGCGGCGACUCUUGGGUUUAAAUAUGUAGACUGUAGUUAUAGAGUCGUAAUAACUUUUUAAUCUUUAUUGUUGAAAGUAUUACAUUGACUCCUUCUAGCCCCCCCCCCCCUUCGCCACCCUAUUGUUAGAUAUGUGAUAUUUAUGUCGGCGAAAUUGCUGCAGUGGUUUUUUUCAACAUAUGGCCUAUUCGCUAAAAUGUGUUUAAAAUGUCAGUGAAUUCAUAACAGAAACACCUGUUGAUUUAGUUAUAAGUAAAUCUUGGUUAAAAGCAUUUUAAAAUUAACAAUGUGUGAAUUUUCACAUGACAAACGGACCUGAAAUUUUGUCCGUUAUAUCCGAAGUUUCUUUAAAUUGAGGUCCACAAAAUUGAGGGUUUAUGGUAAAAACUUUCUGUGGUAGUGUGGUGCCAGCCCGUCCCUAUAGUUUGGACAUAUUUUCAGACAAUAAUGUUGUAAAGCAUAGAUACUAGUAAGUUUUAUUUCUUCCACCAAUUCAAUGCCACAGGGAGCAUUUUGUGCCAAAUAGGGUCAACAGAACCAGCAACAAAUUUACAAAAUGAAACGGUGAGUGCUCCGUUUCACACCCUCUCCAUGUUAAAUAUCGUCUCUUCUCAUGAAUGUCAGAAAGCUCCUUAAUCUGACCACUGCUCCAACACGCCAUAGCUACAGCCACAUUGCCAUGACAGUCCCCUGUGUUCCUUUAUGUCUCGACAUUGAUUUCUUAUUCCUACUCAUCCUCCAGCCACCUUUUACUUCCUCCUGACAGUCCCUAUUAUGGUGUUCAUUGCCUUACCCAGCCAGUUUCUCCUUGAUGUUUCCAUUCGAUCUACAUCCCUGUAUAUGGGGCAUCAUCAUUGACAGCUUCGAUAUUCUGUCUCUGACCCUGUCGGAAGGAAGGAGGAGGGUGACAGUGUUCAUAAAGUCUGUAGUAGUGUACAGUGAUGUCCUAGGCCUUCACAUUCACUCACCACUCACUCACUUCCAGGACUGCAAGCUUCAUUCAGGAUAAGUGCCCUAUAUAGGUGUACCAUUUCUUAUAUUUUAUACUGUAUUUUUACUGUACUUUUUUGUGUUUAGAUACACAAAUACUUAGCAUUGUGUUAUAAUUACCUACAGUAUUCAAUACAGCAAUAGGUUUAUAGCCUAAGAGCAGUCGUCUUUGCCAUAUAAUUAGGUGUGUAGUAGGUUUGUGUAAGUGCAUGCUAUGAUGAUCAAACAAUGACGAGACAUUGCCUAAUGGUGCAUUCCUCAGAAUGCAUUCCUGUCAUUAAGGCAUAUAUGACGCCUAAUUUAUGGAUCAGGUUUUAUUUGCAUGCCAUAUAGUGACAAUGGCCGUGAGGUGGUGGGGCAGGGGUCUCACAUGUAUGUUCUGUUUCCCAGCGCGAGUGCAUUUCUAUCCACGUGGGACAGGCCGGGGUCCAGAUCGGCAAUGCCUGCUGGGAAUUAUACUGCCUUGAACAUGGCAUUCAGCCUGACGGGCAAAUGCCGAGUGACAAAACCAUUGGCGGUGGGGACGACUCGUUCAACACGUUCUUCAGCGAGACUGGGGCUGGCAAGCAUGUGCCCAGAGCAGUGUUUGUGGACCUGGAGCCCACCGUGGUUGAUGAAGUGCGCACAGGGACCUACAGGCAGCUCUUCCACCCUGAGCAACUGAUCACCGGGAAGGACGAUGCAGCCAAUAAUUACGCCAGAGGCCACUACACCAUCGGCAAGGAGAUUGUUGACCUGGUCCUGGACCGGAUCCGCAAAUUGGCGGAUCUGUGCACGGGGCUGCAGGGCUUCCUCAUCUUCCACAGCUUCGGGGGCGGCACCGGCUCUGGGUUUGCAUCUCUGCUUAUGGAACGGCUCUCGGUCGACUACGGCAAGAAGUCCAAGCUAGAAUUUGCCAUUUACCCAGCCCCCCAGGUGUCCACGGCCGUGGUGGAGCCCUACAACUCCAUCCUGACCACCCACACGACCCUGGAGCAUUCCGACUGUGCCUUCAUGGUGGACAACGAAGCCAUCUAUGACAUAUGUCGGCGCAACCUGGACAUUGAGCGGCCCACGUACACCAACCUCAAUCGUCUGAUUGGGCAGAUCGUGUCCUCCAUCACGGCCUCCCUGUGCUUUGAUGGGGCCCUGAACGUGGACUUGACGGAAUUCCAGACCAACCUGGUCCCGUACCCCGCAUCCACUUCCCCCUGGCCACCUACGCCCCAGUCAUCUCAGCUGAGAAGGCCUACCAUGAGCAGCUGUCCGUGGCUGAGAUCACCAACGCCUGCUUUGAGCCUGCCAACCAGAUGGUCAAGUGUGACCCUCGCCAUGGCAAGUACAUGGCCUGCUGCAUGUUGUACCGGGGGGAUGUGGUCCCGAAAGAUGUCAACGCGGCCAUUGCCACCAUCAAGACCAAGCGCACCAUCCAGUUUGUGGAUUGGUGCCCAACGGGAUUUAAGGUGGGCAUCAACUACCAGCCCCCCACCGUCGUCCCUGGAGGAGACCUGGCCAAGGUGCAGCGGGCUGUGUGCAUGCUGAGCAACACCACCGCCAUCGCCGAGGCCUGGGCCCGCCUGGACCAUAAGUUCGAUCUCAUGUAUGCAAAGCGAGCCUUUGUGCACUGGUAUGUGGGGGAGGGCAUGGAGGAAGGGGAGUUCUCCGAG
This is a messenger RNA of Myotis myotis, 2774 nucleotides long. RefSeq names its product putative tubulin-like protein alpha-4B. The record is from RefSeq and is a predicted model, not a curated record. NCBI's taxonomy places the organism in Eukaryota, Metazoa, Chordata, Mammalia, Chiroptera, Vespertilionidae. Gene Ontology annotation, biological process: microtubule cytoskeleton organization; mitotic cell cycle. Gene Ontology annotation, cellular component: microtubule; cytoplasm. Gene Ontology annotation, molecular function: structural constituent of cytoskeleton; GTP binding.